AAUGAACCAAAAUCUCGAAAAUGCCAUCGACAUAGAGAAUGAUGAACUCAUUUUUGAAAAUUGUAUAUGUAUUCUUUACACUUAGACAACAAUGAUGAUUAAGAUGAUUAACUAGUUUCAUAAUUAUAAGAGAUUCUUAUAUCAGAAGAUUUUGAAAAAUUAUCUUAAGAUUUCUUACGUGAGAAAUGUUUAGUCUUUGAUGAGACUGAAUAAAAGGAAUAUAGAGAUAUAUUUAAAUUAUACUAAAGUGCUAUUUAGUUAUAUUUGAAUGAAGUAUUAUAAUGAAUGAAUGAAUUUAGAAACUUAAAGUUGAAUUUACACUUGAAAAAUUGUAAUCUCUCCCUUUGGAUGAGGCAAUAAAUGAAACUUUAGCAUCAUUAUUUGAUUAUGAUUUAUUUAAAGAUAUCAUGGUAGAAACAAGAAUAAGAGUAGAAGAAGAGGAAAGGACAAUUAAAAAAAGUACCAAUAAAGCUACUAAAGGAUAUAAAUAAGCACCUUAAUAAAAUAUCUUUAGUACAGGAUAAGCAAUAUAAUUUGAAAAAAAACCAUUAAAAAAUGUAAUAAAUAUUAAUUAUUCUUUAGUAAAUUCCUUAAGACUUAAGACCAGACUUAUUCUUUAAUGUAGUGCCUUUAAGUACCCCAAAAGUUAAUAGAAAAUAAGCUUGAGU
This is a messenger RNA of Paramecium pentaurelia, 668 nucleotides long. Lineage: Eukaryota; Ciliophora; Oligohymenophorea; Peniculida; Parameciidae. The record is from the annotation of a GenBank genome assembly.